Molecule: messenger RNA, 436 nt
Organism: Pelobates cultripes (western spadefoot toad)
Lineage: Eukaryota; Metazoa; Chordata; Amphibia; Anura; Pelobatidae
Source: the annotation of a GenBank genome assembly
AUGUCUGGCACAAUUGAGGCAUUAUUAGAACAGCUUAAACAAAAGGCUUUAGGCUGCAGUGAUACUGCAUGGCUACAGGCUUGCUUAGAGUCCGCCCCCAGCACCUCUGGUCUAAUUGAAGUAGAGGAAGAAGAAGGGGCUGAGCUACAGGAGGAGUUAAUAAUGGAGGAGGGAGCAGGAUAUUCCCCUCAAAAAAUUAAAGGGCAAGUGCAAGAAAGAAAAUCUGGUGAUAGCGACCCCUGCAGGAUUCGUGAGGCAAGAACGAAGAGGUCCAGGGAAACCUUCUCACCGUCUCCAAUAAAGAAUAGGAAGAGGAUGUGGAAACAGGGCAGAAAAUACGAACAAAAGAAGAAGAAUAAAGAGGCUGAGGACAGACCUAGGCUAUUCGAAGAGAGCGAAGCAGCUCAGGAUAUCCCAGGUUGCAGUCAUGAGCUGG